Messenger RNA from Coniophora puteana RWD-64-598 SS2, 1056 nucleotides. RefSeq names its product D-lactaldehyde dehydrogenase. Bases 1 to 1056 code for a protein of 351 amino acids. The record is from RefSeq and is a predicted model, not a curated record. The transcript is spliced from 9 exons. Gene Ontology annotation, molecular function: oxidoreductase activity, acting on the CH-OH group of donors, NAD or NADP as acceptor. Lineage: Eukaryota; Fungi; Basidiomycota; Agaricomycetes; Boletales; Coniophoraceae.
AUGCCCGCCAUUAACGCCAACGAGCAGAAUCUUAUCCUCGUCACAGGAGCUAACGGGUUCAUCGCAGCGUGGACUGUGCGGAUCCUAUUAGAACGCGGAUAUGCCGUUCGAGGGGCUGUCCGCUCUUCAGCCAAGGGCAAGCAUCUGCAGGAGACGUUUAGAAGCUACGGAGAGAAGUUUGAGCUGGCGUUUGUAGAAGAUAUAACAAAGGACGGAGCAUUCGACGAAGCCGUCAAGGACGUCGACGGUGUCAUACACACUGCGUCUCCAGCUACGUUCUCGAUCAAGAAUCCAGAUGACAUGAUCAAACCUGCUGUGAACGGGACUGUUAGUAUCUUGAAGAGUAUCAUAAAGUUCGGGUCCAAAGUGAAACGAGUUGCGGUAACUUCGACUGGCGCUGCAAUUGUCACCGACUCAGUGGAACCGCGAACAUUCAGCGAACUCGAUUGGAAUGAGGAGUGUCUGAAGAACCUGGAACGUCUGGGCUCAGACGUAUCUCCGAAUGAUAUAUAUGCGGCGUCUAAGGUUCUUGCUGAGCGAGGAGCUUGGGACUUCUGGAAGGAUAAUCGACCCACAGUGCAGUGGGAUCUCGCUGUCCUACAUCCGGCCUGGAUCUUUGGUCCCCCAAUACACGAAGUCUCAGAUCCUGCCUCGCUGAACAUGAUCUCGAAGAUAUGGUACGAGAAUGUCGUCCAUCCGACGUCAUCCGGAGCGUCGAACAAGACACUUGCCACGUUGGGCGGAUGUUGGGCAGACGUGCGCGACUGUGCCGAAGCACACGUCCGCGCUCUCGAGAUACCCGAGGCCGCCGGUCAGCGGAUCAUCAUCAGUACUGGCCCGUGGAAGAUGCAAGACUGGCGUGCGUACCAACGUGUUAUUCCUCCUUUUUCUCCGCUUCCGAAGGGUAAUCCGGGAGCUGGAAGUGCCAACUCCGCAACUGUGCAUCUUAUCAACUACGACAUGACUGUGUCGAAUCGCGUGCUGGGUAUGAGGUAUCGCACAAUGGCCGAGACGACGCGAGACACUCUGCAGGACCACGCAGACCGAGGAUGGUAG